This is a messenger RNA of Amphibalanus amphitrite, 1430 nucleotides long. It is a transcript of the gene c12.1, whose product is annotated as protein CWC15 homolog B-like. Gene Ontology annotation, cellular component: catalytic step 2 spliceosome. The record is from RefSeq and is a predicted model, not a curated record. Gene Ontology annotation, biological process: mRNA cis splicing, via spliceosome. Gene Ontology annotation, molecular function: RNA binding. The transcript is spliced from 2 exons. The coding region runs from base 172 to 813 and encodes 213 amino acids. Lineage: Eukaryota; Metazoa; Arthropoda; Thecostraca; Balanomorpha; Balanidae.
CUACCAUUGGGAGCAAAUGUUUACAAUUCCGACGCAACCCAAACUGUUUUCCGCAAGGCUGCCGUUUUUCGUUAAGUAAGUGACGACACAGUUCAGUUGAGUUAUCAAAGAAUAAGCCGCUAGUUUUUGUGAACCAUCCCCGUAAACGGUUAGUGAUUUGGUGCUGCAGCCAUGACGACCGCGGCCCGUCCAACGUUCGAGCCGGCGCGCGGAGGCUCGUCCCGCUCGGAGAAGGACCUCUCGGCAAUCAGCAAGCAGUACUCGUCGCGCGAUCUGCCGGCGCACACCAAGCUGAAGCAGCGUGAGCCCGGCCAGGGGACGACUGAGGAGCUGCGCGGCAGGGACUUCCGGCGCGAGCUCGAGGACCGAGAGCGGCAGGCGCGCGACAAGCGCGGCGACUCCGGCUCGGGCGGCCGCAAACAGCGCGCCGAGCCGCUGCCGGCCGCCAGUCUGGACGUGGACGACGCCAUCGACGAGGACGACUCUGACGACGAGUCGGACGACGACGAGGCGGAGCUGAUGGCCGAGCUGCAGCGGAUCCGCAAGGAGCGCGCCGCAGAGGCCGUCCGCCGAGACGCCGAGCGCAAGGCCGAGGAGGAGCGCAUCCGCAUGGAGAACAUCCUGAGCGGCAACCCGCUGCUGGCCGGCAGCGCUGCCGCCAAGGGCGACGCCCGCGUCAAGCGCCGCUGGGACGACGACGUCGUGUUCAAAAACUGCGCCCGCGCCGAGCCCGACCGCAAGCAGCCCCGCUUCAUCAACGACGCACUCCGGAAUGACUUUCACAAGAAGUUCAUGGACAAAUAUGUGAAGUGAGUUGUGUUGUGGGGUAACUUGUGAUGUUGAACUGAGACAAUACUAGUGUUUUAAGUAUUUGGCUCUCUGUGAUCACCUCAACCACUGAAAUAUGAGGUGUUAUGGGAGCUGCUUCAAACUCUCGCUACUACGAUGAGUCAGAUAUUGCAUUCUCGCCGGCAGCAUCGACUGUGAAGGUAAUUAACUACUCGGAUUUAAUCAUGUCGCAUUGUACACCUUACACCGUUCCGGCCACCGUUUACAUAAUAUCUUAGUUGUACUCAGACAUAUUGCACUCUGUACAUGGCAAUUUGGUACCGUAUUUUUGUCGCUACAGUAUCGCUGAUGAGACUGGGCAAACGUAUAUGUUAGCGAAUCCAUGGCAAUAAAAGCCAUCUAUCAGUCAAACAAUGCAGUACCAAGACGUCGCUUUAACGCAUUCCUCAACCCUUCAAGAGUGAAACUUUUUGCUGUUCUGUUUUGAUUCUGGGCGGUAAAAAAGUUUUGAUGUUGAUGAUUUAGCGUUUAUAAAUUGAAAGUGCAUUUCAUCGUACAGCUGUGUAGUGCGCAUGUUCAUAAGUCGAACUUGUGCUACAUACUCUGUCACAUUAGUUUGAAUAAACUGGAUGACCAUUUUA